Messenger RNA from Phascolarctos cinereus (koala), 2829 nucleotides. RefSeq names its product VRK serine/threonine kinase 3 (gene VRK3). Gene Ontology annotation, molecular function: protein kinase activity; ATP binding. The record is from RefSeq and is a predicted model, not a curated record. NCBI's taxonomy places the organism in Eukaryota, Metazoa, Chordata, Mammalia, Diprotodontia, Phascolarctidae. Gene Ontology annotation, biological process: protein phosphorylation.
GGAAGGUGCCAGGGCAUGUCCAGCUGCCUUGGAGAUGGGGGAGCCAAGGCCCAGAGGGAACAGGGUCUGCCUCUGUCACCCAGUGAGGGGCAGAGCCAGCUGUCCCCAGGCCCAGGGCUCUGCAUCCUGGCUGAGGCCUCCCCUUUCCCUGCCCUGAGCUACAAGGAAACGUUGACUUCCUGCUGGGGACAGCCUGGGCCUUCUGGUUCCUCCCAUAUGUAUGUCCCUGCCCAGCCCAGAGCAGUGCCCAACCCAAGUCUGCAGCCACGCCCAGGUAGCUCCAGGGCCACAGGGCACCACAGCUGGAGGUCAGUCCCUGCACAGAGCAGGAACAUGACAUCUGGGCUGGGGAGAGGCCUGUGGAGCUUGCCUGAGCGCCGAGUCGUCCGUUUCUGCCCAGCGUGCCGGGGGGAGGUAAAGCCAACCUUCCACUUCUGCCCGUUCUGUGGAGACCUCUUGCCAGAUAAGGAUGCUCCAGGGGACGGAAGCUCUCCAGAGGAACAUGGGACCGCAGGAAAAGUCCCCCAGAAGAGAGAGGCCCACCGAGACCAAGGAGUCCAGGGGAAGAAAAGAAAGUGGCCCCAGCCCUUCACUUGGCCUCCUUCAUCCACUGCAAUAUCCCAGGAGGCCGCGGAGGAGGAAGCACCGUCCUGCUUCCUGGGGAAGGCCGGAGGCCAGGACCCCCACCAGAGACAGAAGCCUGUCAAACCACUGUCUCCAGAGUCUUUGGGGACGUCCACGGUCCUGAUGGACAAGGAUGGCCGGCGCUGGAGGCUGGGGGCGCUGGUGCGCAGCAGCCAGAAUGGGAUGCUUUUUGAAGCCGUAUCAGCCUCUGAAACCACCCUUCUGAAGCAAAGAUUUUCCCUCAAACUAGACUUGAAGAGUGGACGCCUCUUCCACGAACAGAACUUCUUCCAGAGAGCAGUGAAAGAGAAAGAAGUGAACAAAUGGAAAAAGUCGCAUUUCGUGCCCUUCUUGGCCAUCCCAGCCUGCAUCAGCUUUGGCCUGCACCACGACACCCAUAGGUUCCUGGUAUUCCCUGACCUGGGAAGAAGCCUUCAGUCCAUCCUGGAUGACCGCCCCAACAACGUCCUGACAGAGAAGACUGUGUUCCAUCUCUUGUUCAGACUGGUGGAUGCACUGGAAUUCAUCCAUGAGAAUGAGUACGUUCACGGGAACAUCUCAGCAGAGAAUAUAUUUGUGAAUCCUGACACCCUUGGCCAGGUCACCCUGGCCGGCUACAGCUUCGUGUUCCGAUACUGCCCAGGGGGCAAACACGUGGCGUACGUGGAGCAGAAAAGAGCCACUCACCAAGGACCGCUUGAGUUCAUCAGCUUGGACCUGCACAAGGGCGUAGAUCCUUCCCGCCGGAGUGACAUGCAGGCCCUUGGCUAUUGUCUUCUGAAGUGGCUCUACGGGGCCCUGCCCUGGACCGGUCAGCUUCCUGAUGCCCAGGCGGUCAUGAGGCAGAAGGAGAGGUUCCUGAACAACAUAGCUGAGCUCAUGAGGCAGUCCUGUGGCCAAAGAAGGCCUCCAGAAGCUCUGGAGGCCUACCUGAACACAGCAAUGGCUCUCCAGUAUGCGGAGAAACCCAACUACAGAAUGCUGCAGACGGUCUUGAUGUCGGCUCUUGAAAACCACCACGUUAAACCGUAUGACUCCAUCAGCUUCUAGACUGUCCCAUAGAUUUAUCCGCUUCUGUUUGAGUGCUUUCUCAAAAAGUGAUGAUGAAGCCAGUCUGAAUGGCCAUCUGACGCUGUCCUGGAUACGUAGCCAGAGUGUGGAACAGUCUGCACCUGCUGCAGAGCUGACCUCUUUAGGAGACAUUUAGAAAUUGUCUCAGAAAGCUUGUGUCUUAAAUCUUAGAUAAUGUGAAAAUCCAGUUACCUCCCAUUAGACCCACUGAUUAAGUAGAAGCCACGGCAUAGAGAGGAAGGAAGGCAGGAAUCCAGAGAGGUCUUGCUCAGGGUGGGGCAUCACCAAGGGUCUGUGGCCGUGGGUCGUCCCACAGGGUCAGUGAUGCUGGAGCUUGGGCUGCAUAUAUGUCGGGCCUGUCCCCUGUGUACACUUAUGUGGUCUGCUUGUGGCCACGUUCACACAGACACUUAUCCCCCAGCCUCAGAGCAUCUCACCACAGAGCCCUGUCUUGGUGGUUUUGUCCAUGGCCAUGUGUUCUUCUUUGAUCCACUGUUACACGUUCCUGUCGCUGGGUCUCCUGCUUCCCACUGCCACAAGCCCAAUCGCAGCUGUUUUGCCAGAACUGUUACAUCGCUUUCACAUCCCUCAAUGUGCUCUGUAAUCACACUCAUGAUGCCUGGCGUGGUGUGACCACAAUGGGUGUGCUGCCCAUCUGCACAGCCGGACUGUGGGGAGGAACCAUUUUGCAUCUUCUGGCCUCGACACCUGUCUCCUACCUACGUCACUUUGCUGUGUUCUCUGGACGUUCUGCCGCGGUGGCCUGCUAGAGACUCUUGGAUUGGUUCAGGUGGAAAGGUCCUUAGGCAUCGUCUACACCAGCCAAAAAAUGGCUUAGAAGUCAUGGGGCCCUAGUCUUUAAACUGAAGCACAGGGCAGUGCAUGAUGGCAGAACCCAAAGGAGAUGGUGAAAAGAGAGACUUACCCUGAAUAAGGAACUUUCACUAAGGAUGUGACUCAUGGAUUUGCAUCCCUGGAGUGGAAAAGAUGUUCCCGAAUAAAAGCAUGGAGGACAGAGAGCUUGUGGUGGGGAGAUAAGCCCAGGAUGUGAGACACGGAGGCUCAGCCUGAAAGGAGGUCAGAGGGCCUCUGUUCCAAUGCUGGCCUGAGUAAGAAUCCCAAUUCCACCCAACA